AUGGCAGAUCCAGCACCUAGUAAAAGUGAUAUUGAAGAAAUUUUUAAAAGAUUACGAGCUAUUCCGGCAAAUAAGACAUGUUUCGAUUGCAAUGCAAAAAAUCCAGCAUGGUCCAGUGUGACUUAUGGUGUCUUCUUAUGCAUCGACUGUUCCGCAGUUCAUCGAGGAUUUGGUGUACAUUUGACAUUUGUUCGAUCCACUCAACUUGAUACAAACUGGACUUGGUUGCAAUUAAGAAACAUGCAAUUAGGAGGAAAUGCAAAUGCUAGAAAGUAUUUUGCAAAAUAUAAUUGCACGUCAACUGAUGCUCAUCAAAAAUAUAACUCACGUGCUGCUAGGCAGUACAGAGAAAGACUCGCACAAGCAUCUGCUGAAGCAAUGCGACGUUAUGGAACAAAGGUUUUACUUCCUUCAACAAAAAAUAAGACAAUGUUACAUGUAGGUGAAGGUCCAACAUCAGCAUCUGAAGAACAAGGUGAUAUUGAUUUCUUUAAAGAACAUGAAAAUGUUGAAGCACAUCAUAAUGAAUCUUUAACACAUGCUGAAGGAAAUUUAGUUUCUGCUAGUAAUUCUGUAUCAAAUAAUGACAAUGAGGAAAAAAAUAAUCAAAAAGAUUCUUUAGAAAAUGCUGGUAAUUUUUUGGGACCUACUGUUAAGUUAUCUGAUCAUACCUCACAUUUGAUAUCCGAGAGGAAACCUACUAUAGGUGGCAGAAAAAUUCAGAAUAAACGAACUGGUUUAGGGAAAAAAGCUGGAGGUUUAGGUGCUCAGAGGGUUAAAACAAACUUUGAUGAAUUAGAAAAAAGCGUAGCUGAAGCUAGAAAAGAUUCACAGGAGAAAGAUCAAGAAAAUACAAAGGAAGAACAGGAAGAAAUUGCUACUCGUCUCGCAUAUCGAUACGAACAGAAUUUAACUGAACAAGCUAAAAAGAUAGAACAAAGAACGAAACAAUUAGAUCCUUCCAAAGCAACGCAAGCAGAGCGUCUUGGUAUGGGAUUUAAUACGCGAAGUGGUGCGAGUCACUCUGCGCUUGGUGAUAUGCGGACAAUAGCACAGGAAACAUCAUCAAAGACUAUCACUGCUUCUGCACCAACGCAAAGAGAUCUCGAUAUCGAACGAGGUCUUUUUAUUAAUUUAGACGAAUUUUAUGCGGCCUUAUUUACCCCAGAAGAAGUUGUUGUUACCGCAGAGCCAGAACAACCAAAACGAGUAGCUCCUCUGAGCAGACCAAUUAAUGCUAAAAAUGACAGCAAAACGACAGCAGAAGGAGAAGCACAAAAGAAAUUUGGUAGUGCCAAGGCUAUUAGUUCAGAUCAGUAUUUUCAGGACAGUAAAGAUGAUGAUUCAUGGGAACGUAAAAGCAAUCUUCGACGUUUUGAAGGUUCAUCUAGUAUUUCAUCAGCUGACUACUUUGGCACAGGAAGUUCUACCGCAACAUCUCCCACGUCUUCUUUGUCAAUGCGUCUUAGUGGUGGAAGUGCUGGAGUUGUUGAUUUAGAUGAUGUUAGAGAAAGUGUACGUCAAGGAGUAAAUAAGGUCGCAGGCAGAAUAAGUUCUAUCGCCAAUGCGGCUGUUUCCUCUCUACAAGACCGCUAUGGACUUUGAAUGAAAACUUAUUGCAUUUUACUAAAAUUGUUACUAAACUUAUAUCUGGACACUUCCUGUCCAUUGUUCGAAAUUGUAAAUAAAAACUUGUAAUUCAGCUUAUUCGUAAUUUGCUUUUUAAAGUUACAAAA
Molecule: messenger RNA, 1736 nt
Organism: Habropoda laboriosa
Lineage: Eukaryota; Metazoa; Arthropoda; Insecta; Hymenoptera; Apidae
Gene: ArfGAP3
Product: ADP-ribosylation factor GTPase-activating protein 2
Exons: 8
Coding region: 1-1605 (534 amino acids)
Biological process (GO): COPI coating of Golgi vesicle
Molecular function (GO): GTPase activator activity
Source: RefSeq, a predicted model, not a curated record